Messenger RNA from Phacochoerus africanus (Common warthog), 1628 nucleotides. It is a transcript of the gene QPCT, whose product is annotated as glutaminyl-peptide cyclotransferase. Bases 96 to 1181 code for a protein of 361 amino acids. The record is from RefSeq and is a predicted model, not a curated record. Gene Ontology annotation, molecular function: zinc ion binding; glutaminyl-peptide cyclotransferase activity. The transcript is spliced from 7 exons. NCBI's taxonomy places the organism in Eukaryota, Metazoa, Chordata, Mammalia, Artiodactyla, Suidae.
CCAAGGGUGGAGAGGGGGGAAGGCGAAGGACGCGCGUUCCCGGGCUCGUGACCGCCGGCGACUCUGGGAACCCGCGCCGGGACAGUCCUGGAGAGAUGACAGGCGGUGGGGACCGGCGCUUCGUGGGCACUCUCCACCUGCUGCUGCUGGUGGCCACCCUGUCCCUGGCGGCUCAGGGGGUCAGUCGGAGCGCGGCAGUAUGGACCCAGGAGAAGAGUUAUCAUCAACCAGCCCCUUUGAAUUUAUCAUCUCUUCGGCAAGUUGCAGAAGGCACCAGUAUUUCUGAAAUGUGGCAAAAUGACUUACGACCACUGCUGAUAGAGCGAUAUCCUGGAUCCCCUGGAAGCUAUGCUGCUCGCCAGCAUAUAAUGCAGAGAAUUCAGAGACUUCAAGCUGACUGGGUCUUGGAAGUAGACACCUUCUUGAGUCGAACACCCUAUGGGUACCGGUCUUUCUCAAAUAUCAUCAGCACUCUCAAUCCCACUGCUAAACGACACUUGGUCCUCGCCUGUCACUACGAUUCCAAGUAUUUUCCCCACUGGGACAACAGAGUGUUUGUGGGAGCCACUGAUUCAGCUGUGCCAUGUGCGAUGAUACUGGAACUUGCCCGGGCUUUAGACAAACAACUCCUUUCCUUGAAGAAUAUAUCAGACUUGAAGCCAGAUCUCUCACUCCAGUUAAUUUUCUUUGAUGGGGAAGAGGCUUUUCUUCACUGGUCUCCUCAUGAUUCUCUGUAUGGGUCUCGGCACUUAGCUUCCAAGAUGGCAUCGACCCCGCACCCACCUGGAGCAAGGGACACCAACCAACUGCAUGGCAUGGAUUUACUGAUCUUACUGGAUUUAAUUGGAGCUCCAAACCCAACAUUUCCCAAUUUUUUCCCAACCUCUGCCAGAUGGUUUGAUAGACUUCAAGCAAUUGAACAUGAACUCCAUGUAUUUGGUUUGCUCAAGGAUCACUCUUGGGAGAGACGGUAUUUCCAGAAUUAUGGUUAUGGAGGUGUGAUUCAGGAUGACCACGUUCCAUUUUUAAGAAAAGGUGUUCCAGUUUUGCAUCUGAUACCAUCUCCUUUCCCUGAAGUAUGGCACACCAUGGAUGACAAUGAAGAAAAUUUGGAUAAAACAACCAUUGACAAUCUAAACAAAAUCCUGCAAGUCUUUGUGUUAGAAUAUCUUCAUUUGUAAUAUUCUGAUUUAGUUUAUGGUUUGCAUCUAGUAUCACAUUCAGAAUUCAAGGCACCAUUUUAAAUAAUCUGACUCCAAACAAAUCUUAUGUGGAAACUGCCACAGAUUCAUUCCAUAGGUACCUUUGAGUAUCCUAGAUUUACAUCAUCUCCUAAAUUGCUCAUUAAUUUUCAUCUAGCUAAAGAGUGUAAGAAAAACUGAAGAUAAAUAUCUUUUAAAGACUCCUUUAGCUACAAUAUGAAGCUAACUCAGAUUCAUAUAGUCAGUAUCAUGGUUUCUAAAUAGUACUUAAAUAUGAUGGUCAUGUGAGAUGCACAGACUUAGUUUUAUGAUUUUUUUUUUCACUUGGAAUUUAUACAAAACAGAGAUGUAGUUUGAAGACUUACAUUUCUUUGAGAAAUCUUUGUAUGGUUUAUUUCAUGGAAAUUAAAUCAGAAUUAAAUGCCA